AGUCUUCCAGUAAAUAAAUGCGUAUUUUUGUAAAAUAAAUAUAUGGACGGGCACCACCAAUAAACUAAAAUAAGGAAUACGAUGGAUGAACUUAAAGCAACGUAUCUAGUUAUUGGCGGCGGCAUUGCAGGUGUAACUUGUGUAGAAACACUCGCUAUACUUCAUCCCGAGAAGUCGCUUAUAAUUGUCACAGCUUCCUCACUCGUUAAGAAUGUGAGUAACGUGAGCUUCUACGCCAAAACAAUAGUGAAGUUUGAUGUGAACGAAACGGAAGCAAGUUCUUUGCAGAAAAUUCACCCUAACCUGAAAAUUGUGUAUGACUCAUUAAAACAUGUAGACACAAAAAACAAAUUAGCUACUACUGACAGUGGCAAAGUUAUACAGUAUGAUGUCAUUUGCAUAUGCACUGGAGGAAUACCACGGCUAAUUUCUGACUCUGGUAAAUCCAACAGAAUUCAGGGUAUAAGAGACACAGAGUCAGUGCAACAAUUUCAACAGAGGUUGGAAGCAGGUCGUAGAAUGGUGAUUGUUGGUAACGGCGGUAUUGCGUCAGAAAUUGUACAUGCAACCAGAGGAAUACAAAAAGUGUGGGUCGUUAAAGAUGAUUAUAUAUCAGCUACAUUUAUAGAUCCUGGAGCUGCUGAGUUUUUCCAAGAUACAUUUAAGAGUAAACCUUUAGAAUCUGAGAAUAACAAGCAUGUAAUAUUAAGAAGACAUGUAUUUAUGGAGGAAGACACACUAGUUGCUUUAAAUAAAAAUCUAAAAUCUGCUGCACUUGGGCCAGAUUGGUACAAGAAACUGGAAGGCAUAAGGAAUGAAACGGGGGAACAAGAACUAGAAAUUGUUUACCAGGUUGAGGUGAAAUCAGUCACUGAACAAACUGAUACAGAAUAUCCUCUAAAAGUUGAAUUGACUAAUGGAAGGACAGUAGAAUGUGACUUUGUGAUAUCUGCUACAGGAGUUGAACCUGCUGUGAAUUUUACUUGGGAUCAAGAACCUGUAAAAGGGUCAGAUGGUGGUCUAGCUGUAAAUGAUAUGCAAGAAACAAGUAACAAAGAUGUAUUUGCUGCAGGAGAUGUUGCUCAUGCAGCUUGGAAACACGCUCCACAUUGGUUCCAAUUGAGGUUAUGGACUCAAGCUCGGCAAAUGGCAGGAAUGGCUGCCAAAGCUAUGCAUGCCAGAAUAUGUAACGAAGAAGUUUGGCAAGACUUCUGCUUUGAACUUUUCACACAUUGUACAACUCUUUUUGGAUUCAGGGUAGUUUUGCUGGGAAAAUAUAAUGGACAAGGAUUAGGGAGUGACUAUGAAAUCCUGUUAAGGACAACUCCUCGCCUGGAGUACAUAAAAUUUGUGCUUAAAAAUGGUAGAUUGCAAGGUGCUAUAUUGAUUGGCGAAACGGACUUAGAGGAAAUGUGUGAAAAUUUAAUUUUGGAUCAAAUAGAUCUCACAGCUUUUGGAGAUGAUAUUUUGAAUCCUGAUAUAGAUAUUGAUGAUUAUUUUGAUUGAGAAUUUAGACAUUAACAUUGAUAUCGUCAAUGGUUUUUGGUGAAUCCAAACUAAAAUAUAUCCCCAUCAUUAUCAGUAAAAAGAGAGAAAACAUUGUUUUAUAUAGUUUAGUUUAUUGUUGUGUGUGUAUAUUACAUAAUACACUUCUAUAGUUGAUACAACAAUGUUGUCAGGUUAAUCUCAAAAUCAUCUGGAGUUAGGGUCGUAUUCCAGAACUCUACUCAAUACUCAAGUUCUGACUUUAGUAUUGCAGUAAGCACUGAAAAUUAUACU
Molecule: messenger RNA, 1779 nt
Organism: Hyposmocoma kahamanoa
Lineage: Eukaryota; Metazoa; Arthropoda; Insecta; Lepidoptera; Cosmopterigidae
Gene: Pyroxd1
Product: pyridine nucleotide-disulfide oxidoreductase domain-containing protein 1
Exons: 1
Coding region: 82-1506 (474 amino acids)
Molecular function (GO): oxidoreductase activity; flavin adenine dinucleotide binding
Source: RefSeq, a predicted model, not a curated record